CUGAAUAAAAAAGGAGGAAGAAGAACUUCAGCAGGAAGAGUAACAGCAGUCAUCAGUGACCACAAAGGGAAGAGACAGGCGUUGUCUUGUGUGUUUACAGGGAUGGAGGAGUACACCUCUGGUGAUGAUGGCAACUUCAAUACUGAUGAGACAAGUGUCUUGGUGAAGGAGUGUAUUGAAGGAGUCAUCGGUGGAACAGACUAUAACCAAAACAAAGUGAACCUAUGGACGGCCAACAUCGUGGAGCAUUCACUGACUCACCUGGUGAAGCAAGGUCGCCCUUUCAAAUACAUCGUAAACUGUACCAUCAUGCAGAAGAGUGGUGCAGGUCUCCACACAGCCAAUUCCUGCUACUGGGACACCACUACAGACGGAAGCUGCACUGUCCGGUGGGAGAACCGCACCAUGUACUGUGUGGUCAGUGUGUUCGCUGUGUCGAUGUGACAGCGACACCGAGCUGCAGCCGCUCUCCCUCCAAGCGCCGUCAGCUCUGAUGCUGUGCUCAAAGUGACACCGGGUCCUGAGACGAAAUCCCCCCAGGACAACAUUUCUCCCCUCAGACAGUUCUGCAUAUGUACACUGGUGUCUGUAUGGAUGAAGGCUAUGUUCAGAAAACCAGGCUGGUAGAAGCUUUUGUCAACCGACCUUAAUGACAGCCUGAAACACUAAUUAGUCCCAAUCCUUUUUGCAAUACUUGUACUUUGCUCCUAUUUAUACUUGGCUAAUGCUAAAUUCCUGCAUCAUAAUACCUCAAAACAUUCAGCUCAAAGCUUAGACUCCAUUUCCUGAUUUAGCACAAUGCAGGAAAGCGUGUGAGAAAGUUCAUUGUUUUAGUAAUUAACUUCUAUAAAGUGUUUUCUAUUAGUGUAUAUUGACAUUUUAAUAAUAUGUUCUGUACAUGUAUUUGAGAGGUAUUUUCUGAUUUUCUGGGUGAAUUUCAUUGAAAGCAGCUUCAAAACUACGGAUGUUCAAUAAAUAAAUGUCAUUGUCCGUA
Girardinichthys multiradiatus is the source of this 994-nucleotide messenger RNA. Its product is annotated as dynein light chain Tctex-type 1-like. Lineage: Eukaryota; Metazoa; Chordata; Actinopteri; Cyprinodontiformes; Goodeidae. Gene Ontology annotation, molecular function: dynein intermediate chain binding. The transcript is spliced from 5 exons. The coding region runs from base 103 to 444 and encodes 113 amino acids. Gene Ontology annotation, cellular component: kinetochore; cytoplasmic dynein complex; cytoplasm. Gene Ontology annotation, biological process: microtubule-based movement. The record is from RefSeq and is a predicted model, not a curated record.